AUGGUGCAAGCUGAGUCCUCAUCCAGUGCCGCCCGCAAUGGCGUCAAGGCUUCAACAGCAGGAGCUCCGCCAGACUACGAACUCCCCUGGGUGGAAAAGUACCGUCCUAUCUUCCUCGACGACAUUGUUGGCAACACCGAGACCGUCGAGCGCCUCAAAAUCAUCGCCAAAGAUGGCAAUAUGCCGCACGUUAUUAUCUCCGGCAUGCCUGGUAUUGGAAAGACCACCUCGGUCCUGUGUCUGGCGAGACAAUUGCUAGGCGAUGCGUACAAGGAGGCAGUUCUGGAGUUGAAUGCCAGUGACGAGAGAGGUAUUGAUGUGGUCCGCAAUCGGAUCAAGGGCUUCGCACAGAAGAAAGUGACGCUUCCGCCGGGGAAGCAUAAGGUGGUCAUCCUGGAUGAGGCUGAUAGUAUGACGCCCGGUGCGCAGCAGGCUCUGCGCCGUACAAUGGAAAUCUACUCGUCGACUACCCGAUUCGCUUUUGCCUGCAACCAGUCCAACAAGAUCAUCGAGCCUAUUCAGUCGCGCUGUGCUAUCCUCCGGUAUGCGCGACUGACGGACGCACAAGUCGUCAAGCGUCUCAUGCAAAUCUGCGAAGCGGAGAAGAUCGAGCACUCUGAGGACGGAAUUGCGGCCCUGGUCUUCAGCGCGGAGGGUGAUAUGCGCCAGGCCAUCAAUAACCUGCAGAGUACCUGGUCUGGCUUUGGGUUCGUCAGUGGAGACAAUGUGUUUCGCGUGGUCGACAGCCCGCACCCGGUCAAGGUGCAGGCUAUGCUCAAGGCCUGCUGGGAGGGCAAAGUCGAUGUGGCGCUGGAGACAUUGAAUGAGCUGUGGAACCUGGGGUAUUCCUCCCACGACAUCAUUAGCACCAUGUUCCGCGUCACCAAGACCAUUCCCACCCUCUCAGAGCACUCCAAGCUAGAGUUCAUCCGCGAGAUUGGCUUCACCCACAUGCGCAUCCUAGAUGGUGUGCAGUCGCUGCUCCAGCUGAGCGGCUGUGUAGCCAAACUCUGCAAGAUCAACAUGAAGCCCGAGCUCUUUGAACCUCCGAAGGCUUGA
Molecule: messenger RNA, 1059 nt
Organism: Penicillium lagena
Lineage: Eukaryota; Fungi; Ascomycota; Eurotiomycetes; Eurotiales; Aspergillaceae
Product: replication factor C subunit 4
Exons: 4
Coding region: 1-1059 (352 amino acids)
Biological process (GO): DNA repair; DNA-templated DNA replication
Cellular component (GO): DNA replication factor C complex; Ctf18 RFC-like complex; Rad17 RFC-like complex
Molecular function (GO): ATP hydrolysis activity; DNA clamp loader activity; ATP binding
Source: RefSeq, a predicted model, not a curated record